AUGUUCAAAAGAAGGAAAUCUCAUGAUAGUUCAAGUUCUUCGGCUCCAAAUGAUAAUACGUCUCCUUCAAAUGCUAGUGCAUCUCUGGCUCCUCCCAAUGUUACCGUGACUCCUUCAAAUGUUAGUGUGUCUCCGACUCCUUCAAAUGUUACCGUGAUUCCUUCAAAUGCUAGUGUAUCACCGACUCGAAGUGUCCCUUUAGAGGAAAAAGAAUUGAUUUACGAUGUUGAAAAACUUAAUCAUGAUCCUGCAAAAAGAGAUAGAUUUAAGUCGUGGAAUAAGCCGGACAGAUUUACGAAGCAUAUUGGUGGAGUAAAAAGUGCUCACAAUCUUGUUUAUGAGAAAUAUGUGAACUUAAGAGAUGGCAAAAAAAAGUCUAUUCUUGUUUCUCUUGAUAAUGCCACCGAGGUGACCAUAAAAGAAUAUGACAUUCGCUUGAAGGCUUCAAUUUCAUGUUUGCGUUAUCUACUGCGGCAAGGUUUGGGCUAUCGUGGACAUAGAGAAAAUAGUGAAUCCCUUAAUAGAGGAAAUUUUCUUGAACUUUUGAAAUGGUUAAGGACACAUAAUGAAGUUGUUUCAAAAGUGACUUUGGAAAAUGCUCCUGGAAAUUGUCAAUUGAUAUCUCCAACUAUUCAAAAGGAUAUUAUCAAUUGUUGUGCUAAAGAAACAACUAAGCGAAUUGUGGAAGAACUUGGUGUUGACUAUUUUGCUAUAUUAGCUGACGAAUCAAGUGAUGUGUCCCAAAAGGAACAAUUAUAUCUUUGCCUACGCUAUGUUCAAAGAAAAAUAGGACAGGUAGUGGAAAGAUUCAUUGGUCUUGCUCAUGUUGGUGAUACCACAGCUUUAUCUCUUAGAAGUGCAAUCAUAUCAUUGCUUAUUGAACAUUCAUUGAGUCCAUCUAAGAUUCGAGGAAACGGAUAUGGUGGGGCUAGUAACAUGAAGGGUGAAAUACAUGGAUUGAAGACUUUGAUUAUGGAAGAUACUCCAAGUGCUUACUACGUCCACUGCUUCACCCACCAACUUCAACUGACUCUUGUAGCCAUUGCAAAAAAGAACGAUGAAUGUGCUUGGCUUUUUGAUACGAUUGCAAAUUUAUUAAAUGUUGUAGGAGUUUCUUGCAAGAGACAAGAAUUGAUUCGUGAAAUUCAAGCACAAAAACUUGCUCAAGCCUUAGAAAUUGACGAACUUGAAACAUGGUCUGGGUUAAAUCAAGAACUUGGUUUGAAGAGGCCUAGGACACUCGUUCUUAUGAUUAUUGAAAAGAAUGGCUCUAAAUUUGAUGAUAAGUGCAAAGCUCAAGAUUUGGAAGCUUGUUAUGUGCCUCAUGGAAGAUCAAAGCAUUUUGUUCAACAAGUUUCCUAUCGUCAUCAUUUUCGCAUUGAUGUGUUUAUAGAGAGGUCUCUUGAUUGUCAACUUGAUAUAUUCAUGAAGGAUAUUAGAAGAGAUAAUGACUUUCAGAAUUUGCAAGAUCUUAGUUCUCUUUCAAUGAAGCUUGUUGAAACAAAGAGGGAUGUGGCUUACCCCUUUGUCUUUUUGCUUAUUAAGUUGAUUUUGAUUCUUCCGGUUGCUACUGCAAGUGUAGAGAGAGUAUUUUCUGGAAUGGCGUUUGUGAAGAAUAAGUUGCGAAAUAGAAUUGGUGAUAAACCUUUGAAUGAUUGUUUGGUGACUUUCAUUGAGAAAGAAAUGUUUCUACAAGUCUCUGAUGAUGAUAUAGCUCAUCGCUUUGAGGAAAUGAAGACUCGUAGAAAAAUAAAUUAG
Molecule: messenger RNA, 1758 nt
Organism: Salvia splendens (bonfire salvia)
Lineage: Eukaryota; Viridiplantae; Streptophyta; Magnoliopsida; Lamiales; Lamiaceae
Exons: 5
Coding region: 1-1758 (585 amino acids)
Molecular function (GO): protein dimerization activity
Source: RefSeq, a predicted model, not a curated record